AUGGCCGACGCGAUAUCAUCAUUCAUCCGGAGAGUAAUCGUCGAAUCUCCUCCGGGAGAAUGGGCUGUGCGACAGCUUCGCGAGCUCCUCGUUGGUGCCCUUAAACAAGGUCCAAUUCCCCAGCAUGUGUCAUUCGAGAUGGACGGCAACCGACGAUAUGCCCGAAACCACAGAAUGGAAACUGUCGAAGGCCACCACCGAGGAUUCGAGGCAUUGGCGAGGAUUAUGGAGAUAUGUUACAAGUCCGGUGUCAAGGUCGUGACUGUGUAUGCCUUCAGUAUCGAGAAUUUCAACCGUCCCCAGUAUGAGGUAGAGGGCCUGAUGGAGUUGGCCAAGGUCAAACUGGAGGCAUUGACCAGAUACGGCGAUUACCUGGACAGUUACGGUGCCCGGGUGCGCGUUUUGGGAGAGCGCGAGAUGAUCCGAAGCGACGUCCUCGAAGUUGUCGAUAAAGCUGUCGCGAGAACGAGGCAUAACAACAAAGCUGUAUUGAACAUUUGCUUUCCUUACACAUCACGGGCCGAGAUGACACAUGCGGUGAAGUCAACAGUCCAAGAGUUCCUCGCCCCCCCUCCUCCACGAGCCACACCCUUCUCUCCGAUGCGAAUUCGCCAGAAGAUUCUUCUUCGUCAACGGGACGACCACGCGGGUCUACCCACGAUCCACGAUACCGUAGCCGAAGAGACCGAGCCCUCGGAGGACGGCGACCUCAAGAAAGACAGCGACGAAGACUCAUCAUCAACCACGCUGCACCCAGAUUCACCCCCUCCUCAGCUGCGAGCACGAAAGAGCGUUACCAGCAUUUCAGGCUUACCGAAUCCCGAGACUAUCACAGCCGAGACUCUCGAUAAGCAUAUGUACACCGCAAACGACCCACCACUGGACAUUUUCGUGCGAACCAGCGGCGUGGAACGACUCAGCGACUUUAUGCUCUGGCAGUGCCACCAGGACACACAAAUCUUCUUCAUCGAUACCCUGUGGCCCGACUUUGAUCUCAAGGACUUCAUCUGGAUUUUGUUGGAGUGGCAGUGGAGGCAGAAGCAGAAGGACCGCGACGAGUCGCCAGUCCGGCCUGCUUCCGUUACGGCUUGA
Messenger RNA from Fusarium coffeatum, 1092 nucleotides. RefSeq lists its product as uncharacterized. Bases 1 to 1092 code for a protein of 363 amino acids. Lineage: Eukaryota; Fungi; Ascomycota; Sordariomycetes; Hypocreales; Nectriaceae. Gene Ontology annotation, molecular function: ditrans,polycis-polyprenyl diphosphate synthase [(2E,6E)-farnesyl diphosphate specific] activity. The transcript has 3 exons. Gene Ontology annotation, cellular component: endoplasmic reticulum; membrane; dehydrodolichyl diphosphate synthase complex. The record is from RefSeq and is a predicted model, not a curated record.